AUGUACACGAAGCACCCCGCUCGCCUUAUUCUCUCCGUCUCACUUCUUCUUCAGGCUGUCCCAGGCGUCACAGCGGUCGAGGUCAGUCGACCUUGGACCCCGGCUGAUGGCCACUUGGGCGACACCAACGACGGCUGUGAUCAGAGUCCUCCCCUGCCUCCUUCCGAAGUCGACGCCAUUGUGGUGGGUGGCGGGUUCUCGGGCCUCACUGCCGCGUAUGAGCUGCAACAGUUAGGCUACACCACACUCGUGCUUGAAGCGACGCACCUCCUCGGGGGCAAGUCCCGCUCCCAGAGACUGGAGACUGGUCCUGGCGUCGCGGAACUCGGCGCCACUUGGAUUAACAACAAGACGCAAAAGACAGUUUAUGAAUACAGCGAGCGCUUCGGACUGGACACCGUCGUACAGUAUAACGACGGCGAUACCAUUUUUCAGGGCGAAGAUGGCAAGGUAACCCGCUCAACUCCAGGUGAUGAUUCCGAGCCCGAGGACCCUGAGCUCGCUCUCCAGGAAGCUGCCUGGUUACUCCUCAUCGAAGAAUCUGCCGCCAAGAUUAACAUCUCCGACUGGGACAGUUUCCCCGAGAAGAAGGACGUUUCAUUUACCGACUGGCUCGAUAUUUACAAGAUGUGGGAGAAGCCGCACCUUCGAGCCCUCAGCCGUGGACUUUCCAGGGCUAUCGUUGGACGCGAGCCGGAGGAUAUCGGAGCACACUAUUUUCUCGACUACAUCAAGUCGGGGGGUGGCCUUCGUAGUCUCAUGUUUGAGGAUCAAGAGGGUGCCCAAUUCCAGUGGAUCAGGCAAGGUGAGUCUCCCUCAAGAAACAACGAUUCCAGCAUGAUGUUGAUAGUUGAGACAUUACAAGGCACCACGGCCAUCGCAACCAAUCUCGCCGAGGCAAUGACCCCUGGAAGCGUACUCAUCCACAGUCCCGUCCACAGCGUUGUCCAGCAGAACGACAUAGCCAUCGUCACCAUCGAGUCUGGCCAGUCUUUCCGCGCCAAGAAGGUCAUCAUUGCUGUGACGCAGAACGUCUACGACAAAAUCGCUUUCUCUCCCCCCCUCCCCUGCGACAAGCGCAACCUCGUGUCUCACACAAAACCAGGAAUCUACGCAAAGAUGGCCAUUACCUAUUCCAAGUCUUGGUGGCGCGACGCUGGUCUCGUCGGCAAGUUUACCUCUCUCACGGGGCCGGCUUGUUUCGGUUGGGAGAUUUCGGAUGCAUCGCAAGAUCUGCACGCCCUCAUGGUGUUCAUUGCCGGUAGUAUCGCUGAGAAAUGGAGCGCUCUGCCCGCGGACGAGAAGGAGAGGUCAAUCAUUGAGCAUCUGGCUGAGAUCUUCGGAAAGGAUCUCGCCAACGAGGCGCGAGACGUGCGCGAGGUUCAGUACGUCGAGUGGACGACGGAGGAGUAUUUCCUCGGUGGACCGACGACCACUCUCGGGGCGGGCAUGUUGCGUAAGUACGGCGCGGCGAUGAGGGAACCGUUUGAGAAUGUGCACUUUGCUGGCACUGAAACUGCGUUUGAGUGGAAAGGGUACCUGGAGGGGGCAGUCACUGCGGGCCAGCGUGCAGCACAGGAGGUUGCUGAUGGAUUGACGGAAACCAAGGACGCUUGA
Messenger RNA from Verticillium alfalfae VaMs.102, 1617 nucleotides. RefSeq names its product amine oxidase. The record is from RefSeq and is a predicted model, not a curated record. The transcript is spliced from 2 exons. Lineage: Eukaryota; Fungi; Ascomycota; Sordariomycetes; Glomerellales; Plectosphaerellaceae. The coding region runs from base 1 to 1617 and encodes 538 amino acids. Gene Ontology annotation, molecular function: oxidoreductase activity.